Fonsecaea erecta is the source of this 1647-nucleotide messenger RNA. RefSeq names its product T-complex protein 1 subunit epsilon. The record is from RefSeq and is a predicted model, not a curated record. NCBI's taxonomy places the organism in Eukaryota, Fungi, Ascomycota, Eurotiomycetes, Chaetothyriales, Herpotrichiellaceae. Bases 1 to 1647 code for a protein of 548 amino acids. Gene Ontology annotation, biological process: protein folding. Gene Ontology annotation, molecular function: ATP binding; ATP hydrolysis activity; ATP-dependent protein folding chaperone. The transcript is spliced from 3 exons. Gene Ontology annotation, cellular component: chaperonin-containing T-complex.
AUGGCGAUGCAACUAGACCUUUCCCAGGCACAAAUUGUGAAAGAUGAGACAGGGAGACCUUUUAUCGUCGUGCGAGACCAGGGGAAAAAGAAGAGAAUACACGGCAUAGAUGCAGUUAAGCAGCACAUUGUUGCGGCUCGCACGAUCGCAAACAUCGUCAGAACCUCGUUGGGUCCGCGGGGACUCGACAAGAUCCUCAUAUCUCCGGACGGGGACAUUCAAAUAUCAAACGAUGGGCGCACAAUCAUGUCCGAGAUGGAAAUCACUCAUCCUAUUGCCAAACUGAUGGUCGAGCUUUCGAAAUCCCAGGACGAAGAGAUUGGUGACGGUACCACUGGCGUCGUCGUCUUGGCUGCUGCUCUUCUCGAUCAGGCCGCAGACCUCAUUGACAAAGGUAUCCAUCCAAUCCGAAUCGCUGACGGGUACGACCAGGCUUGCGAGGUUGCCGUGGCACAUCUGGACAAGAUCAGCGACGAAAUCGCCUUCACUCGCGAGAAGCAGGACAACCUGAUCAAGGUGGCCAAAACGAGUCUCGGAAGCAAGAUCGUCAGCAAGUCUCAUGACCAGUUCGCGAAGAUUGCUGUCGAUGCCGUCAUGUCGGUCGCCGACCUCGAACGGAAAGACGUCGACUUCGAGCUUAUCAAGGUCGAUGGCAAGGCAGGCGGUUCAAUUGAGGACUCGUUACUGGUCAAGGGAGUCAUCAUCGAUAAGGACUUUUCCCACCCACAGAUGCCCAGCGAGGUGAGGGACGCCAAACUGGCCAUCCUGACAUGUGCAUUUGAACCACCCAAACCGAAAACCAAACACAAGCUCGAUAUAUCCACGGUGGAAGAAUUCAAGAAGCUACAACAGUACGAAAAGAACAAGUUUGUGGAGAUGAUCGACAUGAUCAAAGCUACGGGGGCAAACCUCGUCAUUUGCCAGUGGGGUUUCGACGACGAGGCAAACCAUCUUCUUCUUCAAAACAAGCUCCCGGCCGUACGAUGGGUUGGCGGGCCUGAAAUCGAGCUGAUCGCCAUCGCCACCAACGGUCGCAUCGUGCCACGAUUUGAGGACCUAAGCAGCGAGAAACUGGGCACAGCUGGCGUGGUUCGAGAAAUGACGUUUGGUACCACCCGAGAAAAGAUGCUGGUCAUUGAAGAGUGCGCCAACACCCGAGCUGUUACAGUGUUUGUACGAGGCAGCAACAAGAUGAUCAUCGACGAAGCGAAGAGAUCGCUCCACGAUGCCCUGUGUGUUGUCCGCAACCUUGUCAGAGACAAUAGAGUCGUGUAUGGCGGUGGCGCGGCCGAGAUUGCGUGUUCCAUUGCCGUCGAGGAUGCCGCUUCGAAAUCGCCCGGUUUGGAACAGUAUGCCAUGAGAGCAUUUGCCGACGCUCUGGACGCAAUUCCCAUGGCACUGGCAGAGAAUUCUGGGUUGAGUCCGAUUGAGACGCUGGCCGAAGUGAAAUCGCGGCAGAUCAAAGAACAGAACUCUCGACUAGGUGUGGAUUGCAUGGGAACCGGAAACAAUGAUAUGCGGGCAAACUUUGUCAUCGACCCCUUGAUUGGAAAGCGGCAACAGUUGCUCCUCGCGACCCAGCUAUGUCGAAUGGUCCUGAAAAUCAACAACGUAAUUGUGGCGGGCAGCGACGAUAACGACUUCUAG